Branchiostoma belcheri (Belcher's lancelet) is the source of this 1164-nucleotide messenger RNA. Its product is annotated as cyclin-G2-like. The transcript has 7 exons. Bases 220 to 1164 code for a protein of 314 amino acids. NCBI's taxonomy places the organism in Eukaryota, Metazoa, Chordata, Leptocardii, Amphioxiformes, Branchiostomatidae. Gene Ontology annotation, cellular component: cytoplasm; cyclin-dependent protein kinase holoenzyme complex; nucleus. The record is from RefSeq and is a predicted model, not a curated record. Gene Ontology annotation, biological process: mitotic cell cycle phase transition; regulation of cyclin-dependent protein serine/threonine kinase activity. Gene Ontology annotation, molecular function: cyclin-dependent protein serine/threonine kinase regulator activity.
CAAAGUUUUCCGUGCUGUGUGGACGGGGUGUAUUUUGCACCGCAUAUUUUCUUUAGAGGGAGGAAGAUAGCGUUUUGUUUUGUGUUUUGAUCCUUGACAGCUGACAGGAGCCAUUUUCAUCAGCUGAUCCCUUUGUUUUUGGUUGACCUCUACCGAGUAACGACUGUGUUUCGUGAUAUUUGGACACUCAUCGGGCGGUUUUUCACAACUGUGUUUAUCAUGAGGAACAUGUGUGAUCACCAUGCUGCGGAGCUUGGUCGGCUGUGGUACCAGCUGCAGACCGCGGUGCGCCGGGCACCCUCGUACCAGCCCAACCUCAUCCAUCUGGACAUGCUGGAGGAUGACGACGAUGUGAGGGAUCCCGUUGUUUCGUCCACGCAAAGAGAUGAGGCCGUGGAUCGUCUACGCUGCCUGAACAGAUGUCUCCGCUUCAAACACGAGACCCUGGCUCUGGCCAUCAACAUUCUCAACAGAUUUCUCUCCAUCAUGAAGGUGCGAAUGAAGUUCCUUGGCUGCCUGGCCAUCACCAGCUAUUUCAUUGCCAUAAACAUUCUAGAGGAAGACCAGGAGCUGCCAAGCCCAGUCCACCUCAUCAGAAUAAGCCAGUGUCGGUGUACGGAGGCGGACUUGUUCAGGAUGGAAGGCAUCGUCUGUCAGAAACUCUACCACGACUUCGGCGCGGUGACGCCCCUGACCCUGCUCCAACUGUACCACGGGAUUUGCACGAUGACGGGAACCAUGGACGGCGUUUUGGAGAAGAAGAACCUCUCGCCUGCCGAACAUCUGGAGCAAACCAUCGCAAAGCUGGAGGCUUGUCUCUGCCGGUCUGCUUUUACCAAAUUCACUGCUCCAGUUCUGGCCAUGUCACUACUGAUGUGUGAGUUGGACGUGUUUGAUGCACAGGGCAGCAACCCAGAACUAUGCAGUACCCUCAACACCCUCAAGGUGGCGUCGCAGAUCAAUGAACAGCACUUGGUGGAAUGCCGGAACAAGCUGGAAGAGUUUCUGAUGCAGUACUCCUCCCCGGUCAGUAGGAGGCCCACGUCACGGUUCGUCUGGGUCCUGUCCUCUCGCACAGCCAGGCAACUCAGACCCAGCAUGCAAUGGGCCAUGGACCUCCCCACCAUCCUAGAGGAUGGCUAUGGGAGCUCUGGAAGCAGGUAA